This is a messenger RNA of Ilex paraguariensis (yerba mate), 438 nucleotides long. Lineage: Eukaryota; Viridiplantae; Streptophyta; Magnoliopsida; Aquifoliales; Aquifoliaceae. The record is from the annotation of a GenBank genome assembly.
AUGUCUUUCAGAGGGUUGCAGGCAAAUGCAUCAUCAGGCAUGGGUGUUGCUGAUCACAGCAAAAGCACAUAUAUGGAACUGCAGAGAAAGAAGGUGCACCGUUAUAUAAUUUUUAAGAUUGAUGAGAAUAAAAAAGAGGUGGUCGUUGAAAAGACCGGAGGUCCAGCUGAGAGCUAUGAGGACUUUACUGCAUCUCUGCCUGAAAAUGAUUGCCGAUAUGCUGUCUAUGACUUCGAUUUUGUAACUUCUGAGAAUUGCCAAAAGAGCAAGGUCUUCUUCAUUGCAUGGUCCCCUUCUGUGUCCCGGAUCCGUGCCAAGAUGCUAUAUGCUACAUCCAAGGAAAGGUUCAGAAGGGAGCUGGCAGGCAUCCAUUAUGAGAUUCAGGCCACUGACCCAACUGAGAUGGAUCUUGAAGUGAUCAGAGACCGUGCUAACUAA